AAGAAGAAGAAAAGAGAGAGAGAGAGAGAGAGAGAGAGAGAGAGAGAGAGAGAGCGAGCUCCGCACUGCGACGCGUUUUUCUCCGUACAUUUUCAUCGAACACGAGCAAAGCAGCCGGAACUUUGAGCCAGAGCGGAUGCGUACUUUAAGCUCUAAAUUGUUUUUGUUGCAUUGCCCGCUAUCUGACAAGUAAAGUAACCAUUUAAAACCCGUGCAAGAAUGUCGGAGAAAGACACAGGGCCGACCUCUUCAGCAAAGGAGCAAGCAAGCGAACCCAGAGAGAGCCAGAACCCCGAAGCCAAUGGAAUAGAUGCCAUGGGCAUUCUUUGGACUUUUGGCAAAUGUCUCACAGCUUUGUUGCCAGUUUACCUGGCCGGAUAUUACCGAGUGAGCAGCAGUCUGUUGGUGUUUGGACUCGCGCUAUACUCGGGGUGGAAACACACUCGGGAAGCCAAAGAGGCGAGGUUGAGGUCCGCCAUACAGCUGCUGAACGAAGAGCAUGAAUCAUCCAGCGGCGUGUACAGAAGCCAAAAAGACCUACCUGCUUGGGUCAAUUUCCAAGAUGUGGAGAAGGUUGAAUGGCUUAAUAAGGUCAUCCAGCAAGCAUGGCCAUUUAUUGGUCAGUACUUGGAGAAGUUGCUAACAGACAGCAUUGCACCAUCCAUCCGAGCAUCCAGUGUACACCUGCAAACCCUCAGCUUCACUAAGAUUGACUUUGGUGACAAGGCUAUGAAGGUUGUCGGAGUGAAGGCUCAUACCGAGAACGAAAAAGGACACGUGCUAUUGGAUGUCUACAUCAGCUAUGUGGGGGAUGUAGAGAUAAAUGUGGAGGUGAAGAGGUAUUUCUGUAAAGCUGGAGUGAAAGGGAUACAGCUGAGUGGUAUGAUGAGAGUGAUUUUGGAGCCUUUGAUCGGCAAUGUGCCCAUUGUAGGAGCGCUUACUAUGUUCUUCAUCCGUAGGCCUAAGCUGGACAUCAACUGGACUGGUCUAACCAACCUAUUGGACAUUCCAGGACUCAACUUGAAGUCAAACACUAUGAUAAUGGAUGCCAUUGCCUCCUUUCUGGUGCUGCCUAACCGCCUCACCAUCCCAUUAGUGGAGAAUCUACCAGUGGCACAGCUUCGCUCCCCUUUGCCCAGGGGUGUGGUCCGUAUUCACCUGUUGGAAGCUGAUAGAUUGGCUGCUAAGGAUAACUAUGUGAAGGGUGUGAUGUCAAGCAUGUCUGACCCUUAUGCAUUGAUAAGAGUGGGGCCACAGACCUUCAGAUCCCAACACAAAGAUAACACAGACAGCCCAAAAUGGGGUGAGGUAUAUGAGGUAAUUGUUCAUGAAGUCCCUGGUCAGGAGUUGGAGGUAGAAGUGUAUGAUAAAGAUCCAGACCAGGAUGACUUCCUGGGAAGAACUAAGAUGGAUUUGGGAAUAGUGAAGAAGGCUAAAAUUGUUGAUGAGUGGUUCACUUUGAAGGAUACUCCUACAGGGCGUGUUCACCUCAGACUGGAAUGGCUGACAUUGCAGGACAACACUGAUACUCUGGAGCAGGUUCUGAAAAGAAAUGAAACAGUUCCGAGUAAUACUGCACAUCCCCCCUCAUCAGCCAUCUUGACAGUGUAUUUGGAUAAGGCCGAGGCGCUUCCUAUGAAAAAAGGCAGUAAAGAUCCCAGUCCAAUGGUGCAGCUUUCUGUGCAGGACAUAACCCAAGAAAGCAGAACCUGCUGGAAUACGGUUAAUCCUGUGUGGGAAGAUGCCUUCACAUUCUUCAUCCAAGAUCCACACAAACAGGACAUUGAUAUCCAGGUGAAAGAUAAUGACCAUGUACAGCCCCUGGGCAACCUGUCCCUCCCUCUCUCUCGCCUUCUGUCUAGCCCUCAGCUCAGCCUGGAUCAGUGGUUUCAGCUGAAUCAUUCUGGCCCAGCCAGUCGUAUUCACAUCAACACUAUACUCAGGGUGCUCUGGAAUGAUGAAAGUGCUGUAUCCGCCUCCCUUCUCUCGAGUGAUCUGUCUUCUUCAAGACCUCAACAUACCUCCCCUGAUGACAGUUUUGGCACUGAGGGGGUGCUGCGUAUUCACCUGCUGGAGGGACAGAAUUUGAUACCCAAGGACAACUUGAUGGGGGGCAUGGUGAAGGGGAAGAGUGACCCCUACAUCAUCAUCAAUAUUGGAUCCAGCACCUUUAAAAGCCGUGUGAUUAAGGAUACCCUCAACCCCACCUGGAACGAGAUGUAUGAGGUGGUAUUGACUAAUCUCCCUGGUCAAGACUUAUCAUUAGAGAUAUUUGACAAAGACAUGGACAUGAAAGACGACUUCAUGGGCAGACUGAAGAUCAAGCUAAGUGACAUUAUUACAUCCAAACACGUGGAUGAGUGGUUUACUCUGAGUGACGUGAAACAUGGUCGUGUUCAUCUGAGUCUGGAGUGGCUGCAUGGAGUAACCCAGUCGGAUAAACUGCAACAGGUGUUGCAGUACCAGUCUAAGAGCUCCUACAUGAACAAGGCAGUACCUGCUGUGGCCUUGUUGUUUGUAUAUCUGGAGGCUGCCCAUGAUGUUCCUUUAAAGAAGAGUGGCAAAGAGCCUAAGGUUGGUGCUGAACUUGUUCUAGCAGGGACCACACACAAAACCACGGUGUGUGAUCGUACGAGCUCACCCCAGUGGAAUGAGGCCUUUCAUUUUCUGGUUCAUGACCCCAAGAAGGAGGAACUUAUUGUGAAGUUGUCACACUGCUGGGACUUCUCACUUGGCUCUGUGGUGAUUCCUAUAAGAGAGCUUCUCUCCCAACCAAAUCUGCUGCUGGACCAAUGGCUAAAUUUGGAUGGAGCUUCACCUCAGAGUCAGAUCCUGCUGAGGGCACAGCUUAAGAUCCUGUGCCCUAAAGUGACAGAGGGUUCCACAGAGAACACAGAGACUGCUGUACCGAAGACCACCUCCAAGGACAGCAAAACUGAGGAAGAGCUAGUUCAAAAGUCAAGUGAGCUAUUGGUUCCCAUCACUAUAACCUCUUCUGUAACUGCUCCUGAUAAGAAUGGAAAGGAGAAAGUGAAGGAGAAAGAGAAGGAGAGUGAGAAACCUCCAGAGGACAUCUCCUCAAGUGAUGUUCAACCUCCACAUACGAGCCCAGAUCCCAACUUUGGCACUGAGGGCGUACUGCGUAUCCACCUGCAGGAAGCUCAGAAUUUGAUUGCGAAAGACAACCUUAUGGGGGGCAUGGUGAAGGGGAAAAGUGAUCCCUAUGUUAAGAUCACCAUUGGAAACAACACCUUUAAGAGUCAUGUUGUUAAGGAGAAUCUCAACCCCACCUGGAAUGAGAUGUAUGAGCUGGUUUUGGCCUCUGAGUCAGUUUCAGAAGUCUGCAUAGAGGUGUUUGAUAAGGACAUUGAUAAAGAUGAUUUUCUAGGAAGGUUCCACAUCAUCUUGAGUGAAAUAAUUCAGGCUCAAUACAUUGACCAGUGGUUUACUCUGGCUGAUGUGAAACAUGGAUGCCUUCAUCUGGUUCUGGAGUGGCUCCCCACAGUAACAGAGCGAGAUAAACUGCAACAGGCACUGCAGUUACAAUCCAGCUCCUAUGAGAAUAAAGCCUCACCCUCUGCAGCCUUGCUGUUUGUUCUUAUUGAGAAAGCUCAUGCACUGCCAAUGGUGAAGGGUGGGAAGGAGCCUAAAGCUGGAGCAGAGCUUGUAGUCACUGGAACCUCUUAUAAAACCAAGUUGUGUGAUCGCUCUACCUCUCCUCAUUGGGGUGAGAUUUUCCACUUCCUGAUUCAUGAUCCCAGAGAAGACGUUCUUAUUAUUAAGCUCUCCAGUGGGUGGGAUCAGCCACUGGGUUCCCUGGUUCUACCAAUUAAAGAGCUUCUGUCACAAGAAGGAAUGCUGCUGGACCAGUGGCAAAAUCUGGAUGGUGCUUCCCCUGAAAGUCAAAUCCUACUGAGAGCAGAACUCAAGAUUUUGGCAUCAAAGAUAGACAGAAAAGGCGAAAAAGCUACUGAAAAAAAUACAGAAAAACAUCCUGAAAAGUCUAUUGAAAAGACACUGGAAAUGCCUGUGGAAAAACCUAUUGGAAAAUCUCCUGAAAAGUCUAAUGAACCUGCAGAACAGGCUACAAAAAAGUCAACAGAAAGCUCUGUGGGUGCAAACAACUCUACUGGUGGGCAAAGUGGCAAGAAAACACCAAUCAAUGCUGAGCAAUUGUUGACAACAGCCAAUAAAGAGUUAAAACAAGAGACCAAGCCAACACCAAGGCUCAAUGAACUAGUGGCUUCUACAGUACCAGUACCUGUAUCACUUUCUGAAGACACACAGAAAGUACUGGCAGCAGAUAUCACUCAUGACACAGGACAUGAGACAAAGGAUUUGAGUAAAGCGUCCUCAGUGGGAGGAGCCAGUAAGACUGUGAAACCAAUCACAAUAAGCGAUUCAGCAUGUACAACCAAUAAUGAGCAACACUUGGAUAAGGCAGCUGAUAAUUCUCAUGAAAAGGUUUAUCCAACUGUUCCUGCUGCUGAAAAAAAAACAGAAAUAGCACGUGUGCUACCACAACACACAUGUACUUACCCUGGCUUUGGCACCCAGGGGGUGCUGCGUAUUCAUCUGUUGGAGGCUCAGAAUUUGAUUGCUAUGGACAGUUUGAUGGGUGGUAUGGUGAAGGGAAAGAGUGACCCCUAUGUGAAGAUCAGUGUUGGAACCACAACCUACAAAAGUCAUGUGAUCAAAGAGAACCUCAACCCCACCUGGAAUGAGAUGUAUGAGGUGAUUCUGAAUCCUGACCCCAAUCUAGAAGUGAAGUUUGAGCUUUAUGACAAAGACAUUGACUCUGAUGACUUCCUUGGAAGAUUCAAAAUUAAGCUUGGAGAUAUUAUUAAAUCCCAGUACAAUGAUGAGUGGUUUUCUCUAAAUGAUGUGAAACAUGGCCGUCUACAUCUGGUUCUUGAGUGGCUGCCCACAGUAACGCAAACAGACAAACUACAGCAGGUGCUGCAGAUGCAAAGUUCCCAGUCAAACCAGAAUAAAACUGUCCCUUCAUCCGCCCUGCUGUUUGUCCUUAUUGAGAGAGCACAUGCACUGCCUUUGAAGAAGAGUGGGAAGGAACCUAAAGUUGGAGCUGAACUUGUGCUUGAAGGAACCUCUUACAAAACAAAGGUGUGUGACCGCUCAACAUCCCCUCAGUUUCAUGAAGCAUUUCAUUUCCUGGUUCACGACCCCAACAAAGACAUGCUUGUUAUUAAACUCUCUAGUGCAUGGGAUCAGCCACUGGGUUCCCUGGUUCUACCAAUCAGAGAGCUUCUCUCUCAGCCAGAGCUUAUGCUGGACCAAUGGCUCAGCUUAGAUGGAGCUUUAGCUGAGAGUCAGAUUCUACUGAGGGCAGAACUCAAGAUCCUGAACUCUAAGAUGGCAGCACUUGUGGCACUUGGUGCUGGUCCUGUCUUAAGCAAUAAGCAGAUGCCCACCACUGGACAGAUCAGAAUUUCUCUGUCCUAUCAGACAAAACUUACUGUGAUCAUUCAUGGCUGCAGAGGCCUGGUGACAUCAUCAAAAGAAGGUGUAGACACUUACAUCUCUCUGAUUCUGCUGCCUGAUAAAAGCAAAGCCACGAAGAGAAAGACUGCUGUUAAGAAGAAAGAUCUGAAUCCUGAGUUUAAUGAGAGGUUUGAGUUUGACAUUAAUGUGGAAGAUGCUCGGCAGCGAGUGCUCAGUGUGUGUGUAAAGCACAGCUCGUCCUUCAUGAGUCGAGACAAAGACAUCAUUGGUCAGGCAGAAAUUGAUCUGGCACAGAUUGACUUUCUCUCAGGUGUUGCAGAAUGGUUUGACUUAAAAGAUCACAACUAGCUGGAGUGUGUGAAGUUUGAGACCUUUUCUCAAAGUGGCAAUACCCGGUCAUCAAUUCAACUGUCUCCACAGAUGCCUUGCUGAAACAUAAUUUUCCAUCUCCCCUUUUCUUUUACUGCAGCUGAUAUCUUUAGGGCACUAGGUUUACUGAAAUUGAAAAAUCGAUGAUGGAAUCAAUAUUACUUAUGGAUAGAGCUUUGUUAAAGUUUAUUGAAGUUUAUUGGCGAGACAUAAGUGGUAUUCCAGGAAAUGUAAUAUAUCUACAUUGAUUUUAUAAUUGCCACUAUCUAAUUAUGCAAUUGGCCAACGAUGCAAAUUGACAUAAUGAUUGUGUUUGAUUAUGCAAUGAUGAAUGUUUCAGAUGUUAAUGUCACUUUGUUAUUCUUACACUGAGCAUUUUUCUAAUUUCAAGUUUAAACCAUGCUAGCCUCUUUUACUUUGAUCUACAAACUUCUUGUGUGUAUACAAAUGUAUUUAAUUACGCUACUAUAAUAAUGAGUUUUACUGCCAAAAGCUUAUGGAGUUUUCAAUUUUUUUUCGCUGUUAAGCAAAAUUAAAUAAAAAAUAAUAAGUUGACAAACACCCAUGUAAACUUCUGCACACACUUCUGUAAAUGUUUGCAGAUAAAUUAAGUAGUUUAAAAAAGCAUUUUCAUUGGCCUCCAUUAUAAUAAUAUGACAUUGUAAGUCUGACCAAUACCAGGGCUACAUUACAAUACAGUUACUGUUUUUAUACAGUUGUUGACAACCUCUAAUUGACUUCCUCCUGCCCACUUCAGUAUUUUACUAGCCAAGUAAAAUUCAUUCUGAAAUUCGGAAGUUUGGACAGAACGGUUAUAAGUGUAUAAUUGUGUUCUAAUUGGGUUUUUUUUUGUGAUCACCUACUCCACCGUUACAUAGCAGACAGCGUUAUUUAAUUCUGCCAGAUGUUAACAAGAUGGGUAUCACUAUCUAUUUAGCUAGUUUGCAAAGUUAUAUUAAAACAGUUUAAAUUGAUUCUACAAAUUGCUAAGGAAAUUGCUUUGUGUUUAUUGCGAAGUGCAGGGGUGUUCAGAUGUCUCCACUAUACCCCUUGUGCUGCAUAUGCCAACUCGUGCAAUAUGCACUCACAAUCCACUUUAUUAGGAACACCUUUACACAUGGUCAUUUAUGCAGGUAUCUAAUCAGCCAAUCAUUUGGCAGAAUGCAUAAAAUAAUGCAGAUACAGGUCAAAAGCUUCAGUUCAAUUCAAUUCAAUUCAAUUCAAUUUUAUUUGUAUAGCGCUUUUUACAAUAGACAUUGUCUCAAAGCAGCUUUACAGAAAUAUCAACAUGGUAUACAGAUAUUAAAGGUGCGAAUUUAUCCCAACUGAGCAAGCCACUGAGUGGCGACGGUGGCAAGGAAAAACUCCCUAAGAUGUUUUAAGAGGAAGAAACCUUGAGAGGAACCCGACUCAGAAGGGAACCCAUCCUCAUCUGGGUAACAACAGUUAGUGUGAAAAAGUUCAUUAUGGAUUUAUAUGAAGUCUGUAUGGCAUUAGGAGCAGCCGUAGUCCCAGCAGUCUGGAAUUAAAGAAGAUUUGAGCUCCAUCCAGAGGCAGAAAGGAUCUGGAUCUCUAGUAUCUCCAUAAAUUCGUGUGGGGCUCGGCGAAAGGAGAGAGGGAGAAAAAAGAUAAUUAUGACUGCGAAGUAGUAGAACAGAAUCUAGUCAGGGUAGGCUUGAGUAAACAAAUACGUUUUAAGCUUAGACUUAAACACUGAGACUGUGUCUGAGUCCCGAACACUAAUAGGAAGACUGUUCCAUAACUGUGGGGCUCUAUAAGAGAAAGCUCUUCCCCCUGCUGUAGCCUUCACUAUUCGAGGUACCGUUAAAUAGCCUGCAUCUUUUGACCUAAGUAGGCGUGGCGGAUCAAAUAAAACCAAAAGGUUGCUUAGAUAUUGUGGCACGAGACCAUUUAGUGCUUUAUAGGUUAAUAAAAGUAUUUGCGAGAUUAAUGCGAGAUUUUACUGGGAGCCAAUGCAGUAUUGAUAAUAUCGGUGUGAUAUGGUCGUAUCUUCUAGUUCUAGUUAGGACUCUAGCAGCUGCAUUCUGGACUAACUGGAGCUUAUUUAUAUUCCUACUGGAACAUCCAGACAGUAUGGCAUUACAGUAAUCUAAUCUAGAGGUGACGAAUGCAUGAACUAGUAUUUCCGCAUCAUGUAGUGACAAUAUGUUCUUAUUUUAGAAAUAUUUCUGAGAUGAAAGAAGGCUAUCCUAGUAAUAUUAUCUACAUGAGCAUCAAAUGAUAGGCUGGAGUCAAUAAUCACUCCAAGGUCUUUAACUGCUGUACAUGAUGAAACAGAAAGACCAUCCAGAGUAACCAUGUGAUCAGAAAGAUUACUUCUAGCUACACGUGGGCCUAAUAAAAGUAUUUCAGUUUUAUCAGAAUUAAGUAGAAGGAACUUAAUUAACAUCCAAUGUCUAAUGUCCUUUACACAAUCCUCAACUUUACUAAGCUUCUGUCUGUCCUCUGGCUCCAGAAGUACUCCAAAAGUAACCUCAGUACGCAUGGAGAAUUCACCAUUUACAUCUACGAACUGAUAACGAUUGGUCAGAUAAGACCUGAGCCAGGAGAGGACUGUUCCCUUAAUACCAACAACAUUUUCUAAUCUAUCAAGUAGAAUAGUGUGAUCUAUAGUAUCAAAAGCUGCACUAAGGUCGAGUAACACAAGCAGCGAGACACAACCCUGAUCGUAAGUCAGUAGAAGGUCAUUUACUACUUUAACUAACGCUGUCUCUGUGCUAUGAUGAGGUCUAAAUCCUGACUGAUACAUAGCAUAACUGCUUUGCUACAACCUUUUCUAAAAUCUUAGAGAUGAAGGGGAGAUUUGAUAUUGGUCUAUAGUUGGACAAUUGAGACGGGUCAAGAUCAGGUUUUUUAAUCAAGGGUUUAAUAACUGCUAAUUUAAGUGAUUUAGGUACAUAGCCAGUGCUUAGGGAAGAAUUGAUUAUAUUUAGAAGUGGUUCAAUUACUCCUGGACCAAUCUGUUUAAACAAACAUGUAGGUACGGGAUCUAGUAUGCAAGUUGAUGAAUUGGCUGAAGAGAUUAAUGUAGCUAGUUCGGUCUCUCUAAGCGGAGCAAAACACUCUAAACAUUGAUCUGAUAUUGCUACAUUGUCAUGUAAUGGGUUUGUUACAGUACUGUCCGGUUUUAAUUUAAUGGCCUGUAUUUCACGUCUAAUAUUUUCAACCUUAUCAAUGAAAAAUUUCAUGAAAUCUUCACUGCUAUGUAAUGAUUGAGUGUUUCUCUCUGUAGUGGUUUUAUUCCUAGUUAAUUUUGCUACUGUGUUGAAAAGGAAUCUAGAAUUGUUUUUGUUGUCUCCUAUUAAGGUGGAGAAAUAGAUUUUUCUAGCAUCGCCAAGAGAUUUCCUAUAUUUCAGUAGGCUCUCCUUCCAUGCUGUUUGAAAUAUCACCAGUUUGGUUUGACGCCAUUUACGUUCUAAUUGUCGAGUUGUCUGUUUUAAGGUUCGCGUUUGAUCGUUAUACCAGGGUGCUAAUUUUUUUUCUCUAAUUAUUUUCCUUUUGAGUGGAGCCACUCUAUCUAGCGUGUAGCGGAGUGUUGAUUCCAAACUUUCAGUCGCCUGAUCGAGUUCUGUGUGAUCUGACGGUGAUCCAAAUCUAAUUGAUGUUUCUGCGAGAUUAUUUAUGAAGCUCGGUGCAGUAGCUGAUGUGUAGGUACGUUUUAUGCGGUAGCGAGGCGAGGUGGAAAUAUUAUGAUCAAUACGUAUUAUGAACGAGAUAAGAUAAUGGUCUGAGACAACUUCAGACUGCGGAAAAAUGAUAAUAUUUUCUAUACUUAGUCCGUAUGUUAUUAUGAGGUCAAGAGUGUGACCACCAUUAUGAAUAGGCCCGAUUACGUUCUGAUUAAUCCCUACUGAAUCUAAGAUGGACACAACCGCUAAUCUUAGAGGGUCUUCCAGGGUAUCAAAAUGAAUAUUAAAGUCUCCGACGAUUAAUGCUUUAACUACAGACACAACCAGGUUUGAGACAAAGUCUGCAAAUUCACUAAGAAAUUCAGUAUAUGGCCCUGGGGGUCUGUAAAUAAUAAUUAGAGGAAUUGACUUAUUUUUUGUGGCUACAUAACUUAUAUUGGUAUAAAGAAUUUCAAAAGAAUUAAAUUUAUGCUUAGGUUUUUGUGUGACGACUAGAUUUUUACUAUGGAUGAGUCCAACACCUCCUCUACCAGUUGAACGAGGCUGAUGUACAUAACUGUAUCCAGGAGGACUGGCUUCAUUUAAUGCUAUGUACUCGUUUGGUUUAAUCCAAGUUUCUGUUAAACACAUUAAAUUACAUUCCUGAUCAGUAAUGAUGUCGUUAACAAUAAGAGCCUUAGACGCAAGAGAUCUAAUGUUUAAUAGUCCUAGCCUCAGAUCAAAAGUGCUGGCUUGUGCAUUCAAUAUGAUUUAAUAUUAUGUUAAUUAGGUUACGAAGAUAGACUUUCCGAGAUUUUCUAUAUAUUUGUAUAGCUCUGGGAACAGACACAGUCUCUAUAGUAUGUAUUACCUUUGCCGGAUUUUUAAUUGAACAUUGAUUAUACUGAAUGUUGUUAUUAUUGGAAGAUGUGCUUACGGUAGGUAGGCAGUCACUUGGAGUGUAGCGCCUUGGAAAUGUUGUCUGAAAGCAGUUCCGCUCCAAGGCUGCCGGGGUGCAGUCCAUCAGGACGAAACAACCUAGGACGCUCCCAGAACAGAUUCCAGUUAUUGACAAACACCAGAUUCUGCUCAUUACACCAAGAGACUAACCAAUCAUUUAAUGCUAGAAGUCUACUGAACUUUUCUGCUCCACGUCUGUAUGUGGGAAGAGGUCCAGAGACGAUCUUCGUGGUGGGUGAUCUGCCUCGUACCGUCUCGAUCAGGCUGGACUCAGUUAAUGUUCACAUCACACACUAGAAGCUGGAAAAUGUUUCCAGUCUUCAUCUGUCCAGGCUGGGUGAGUCUGUGCCUAUGAUAGCCUCAGAGUCUUGUUUUGUUUGACAGGAGUGGAAGCUGAUGUGAUCUUCUGCUCUUGUAGCCCAGCCACCUCAAAGGUUGAUGUGUUGUGCCAUCUGAGAUGCUUUUCCACUCACCACGGUUGUCGAGUGAUUAUUUGAGUUACUAUAGACUUCCUGUCAGCUCAGACCGGUCUGGUCCUUCUCCUCUGAUCAUCAUGUUGUGGGUGAAAAUCCCAGAUCAGCAAUUUCUGAAAUACUGAAACCAGCCCAUCUGGCACCAGCAAGCACGCCAUAGUUAAAGUCACAGAGAUCACACUUUUGAUGUUUGGUGUGAACAUUAACUAAAGCUCUUGACGUGCAUCUGCAUGACUUUAUGCAUUCUGGUGCUGCCACAUGAUUGGUUGAUUGGAUAACUGCAUGAAUGUGCAGGUGUACAGGUGUCCUAAUAAGUGGACGGUCAGUGUAGUUGAUAAGCAAAACUGAGUGGUGAGAGGCAAAUUAAAACUGAAAACUUAUAGAGUACUUCAAAUAGAUGUUCCAAGAGUUGUCUGACUACUAUUAAGGCCAUUAUUGCACAUUAAAUCAAUUAGAUUUACCACAUAUAUAGGCUGCACUUCCAAAUUUUGGGGUUGUUUCCCCAAAACACCAUAGUGGUAAGAUCAUGUGGGGGGCCUGACUGUACCAAAUUGAUAUUAUUUACAGUGGAUGAGGAAACAUUUUUGAGAAUUCAGUUCUCAAUAUAAAAAUGCAAAAAUCAAGAAAAACGAACUUGGUGUGUUUAGGCCUUUUAAUGCUUGCACUCAACCAUGAAUGGCCUUACAAUUACGUGGUACAAACUGCAUAUAUCUUUUUGCAUUUUAAUAUUUUGCUUAUUAUAUUUGAGUGAGUUUAUAACGGGAGAUAUGGAGAUGGAGAUUUUAACAUUGGUCAGGUGGGACCCAUCAAAAUGUGUAUUUUGUAUGUAUUGUUGUAUAUGAUGCUCUUACUGAUGUUAAAAUCGUUCAGUUUCAUAGCAAUAGAUCAGGGGCAUAUUCACAAAGAAUCUUUGGGCCAAGAGUAACUCUAACUUUAUGAUUUAGGAGAAACUCUUUAAAGAAAGGGGAAUGCUAAUCCCAAUAUUAAUCAAAACAUUUUAGCACUAAAAACAGGCCCUCUGGACUACAUCCAAGUCAAAAAGCUUUAAAUGGGUAUUGUAAAGUAUGCUAUUGAACAUGCCAAUUUCAUACUACACAAAUAAAAAGGUCACGUUCUGGCAUAAAAUACAUUUUCUUUAAGAUGCUGGCAAAUGAUAAAAAAGGCGUGGAUACACUGGUGUAGUUGGCUGCACAAGUUCCUCUCAGCUCUUUUGUGAAGAGGUUUUAAAGAGAACUCUUAUAAGAUUAUUUGUGAAUAUUGCAUUAAUUAGGAGGUAUACAUUUUGUUUUACCUACUCCCUGUUUGUUUUUAUUCUAUGAUGCAAAACUUGCUUGAAUGUAACUGCUGCAUAGAUGUACAUGAAAAAGCAAAAUACCAAAGAAUGAAGCACUUCAAACAGUUACUAAUAGACUGCAUUUCUCACAGCUAUGCAUUGUUCAGUAUUUACUCUGUGCUUGCAAUCACCACAUUAAAAUGGCAAUAAAGUGCACACUUAUCCACCA
Molecule: messenger RNA, 12396 nt
Organism: Ictalurus punctatus (channel catfish)
Lineage: Eukaryota; Metazoa; Chordata; Actinopteri; Siluriformes; Ictaluridae
Gene: esyt1b
Product: extended synaptotagmin-like protein 1b
Exons: 52
Coding region: 220-5811 (1863 amino acids)
Biological process (GO): lipid transport
Molecular function (GO): lipid binding
Source: RefSeq, a predicted model, not a curated record